AUGGCAUCUGGUCCAACACAAGGUCUCAGUGUGCUAUUACGGCACAUUACAAUACACAUGUGUUACAACACAAGGACAUUGCACAGUAAAUUAAUUAAUCUCCAUUCUCCACCUUGCCCUCACGGCUUCACCCAACCCUUGCCAUGACUGACCCUCAUCACAACCUGUGUGAGAUAUGGCAGGAACCUACAAACGGCCAACCCUGCUACAAAUAUAGCUGCAUGGUAUCAUUUUAUUACCCAUUAAUUUGAACCCUACUUUGUUGUUUAACUCAAUCUGUCUAAUGCCAGACAAUUUUGCUUGUCACGGGGAGAGCACAGCGGCAACACUGAAUGGGUUACAGUAAAGACCCAAGAAAAUAAAUGUGUUGGACUAAUAUCGUUUGGGACACGAUAUCCAGUUUAUUUUCCUCUACCGAGUAUCAGGUUGUUUCAAAUUUCCCUCCAGAUGGCAUAGUGAGAUUUUACGGACAACUGCAAUGGGUUUAUACAGUGAUUGUACUGUAUAUUAUUUGUUAUUUAAAACCUAUAAUCCAUGAGACAUGGUAUUUUUUUACCAAAUGAUGUGCUGCAUAGCACAGGCUAUACUGUAUUAGUGUUAAAGUGCCUAUGUAAUGAUUUGGGAUUUUAAAUAUUUUUUAUCUUUGGUACAUUUAAUGAAGAAAUGCAAUAUAUCUUAUAAGAAAAUAUACCAUCUUCAUAGGAUUAUCAGCCCUCAAAGUUACCAGAUAUGACAUCAAAUCACGAAUUUUAUACGCUAGAAACAAAAGAAAUCUAAUUUGCAAUUCCCGGUUUGAUGUCAUAUCCGGUAACUUUGAGGCAUGAUAACCUGUGAAGAUGGAAUAUUUUUCUUUUAAAGAUAUAUUGCAUUUCUUCAUAAAAUACACCGAUGAUUACAAAUAAUAAAUUACACGAAUCAUGACAUAGGCACUUUAAAUUUAUUGUCUUGAGUUCCUUUCUUCCUAAACAAAAAAAAAACAAAGAAAAUUGUUUAUAAUCCAGUAUAGGUCUACUGAUGACAAUAUGUGAUAGAUAAACUUUUCAUUAUCAAUUUUUAAAUUUAAUUUCCCAUCAUUUUUUGAAUAGUAACUGCCUCCUUACAAUAUCAGACACAAUCCAGUCUAUUAUAUAUCCCAAUACUUUCCUUGUACUAGAUCUCUAAGAGAGUAAGAAGCUCAUUCUGCAUUUAAUUAAUUUACAUUAACUUUGAUGGUAGUCUUUUGAUACUUUACCUUUACUUGCAGAUGGAUGUUUUGUAAUGUUUGAAUAAUUCAGAUGCAAUCCUCACUCUCUCUUGUGUGCAGUUAAUGGGUUUUGUGAGAUCUUUCCCCUCAAUUAGUCGCUCAGCAAACUGUUGGUGUAAAAUUAAAGCAGAUGGUAAAAUUUGUACUUUGUUAUUAAUACCUAUAUGCUGUGUGAUUAUACAGUAGCAUGUACUGUACCAUACUUUACGAUGAUUUGCACUGAAGACAAGUCAUUGUACAGUAGCUACAAGAAUCAUUGCAAAUAAAUUGAAUGUAAAUUGUUGUGGGUUUGAGUUUAUCUUAGUGCGUUUUCCUUAUUACAAAUAAGAAUUAUAAGAAAGAAGCUUAGCUUCUCAUAAAUCUUCUUACCAGUUAACUUACCACACAAACCAUUAUCCCACAGUUAUAUCCAUCUUUCUGUGAAUAGUGUUGUGGUUCUACGCACGGCCAUGUAUUGGUAUUCCAACCUGUCUUUUUGUCAACAAGAUCACUAUAAUUGUAAAUAUAUAUAAUUAUGCAGAAAUUGUCACUUAAAAACUGAACAAAUCAGUUGUACUAAAGAUUCAAGAUGUAACAUAUCCCAGGGCUUUGUUCCAACUGGAGAUUUUAUAAUCUGCAUGUAAUUAAUUAAUAGUGUAUCUCUUAUGACAGUACUAACCAUAUUUUAUCAAUCAAUUAUGACAUAUACUUUAACCAAGCAUGUUUUGGCAUCUCAGUAAGAUCUUCCUCUUUCUGUCCAUUCAUUGGAUCAAAAUAAUUUCUGGUUUUGUUUGAUUCAUCCAAAACCUAAACAUUUGAACUUUUUCAUAUUUAGUUUUUCAAGAAAAUGCUAAUGCUAAUUAUGCUAUUCUUGUAAGUCUCCAAAUUUGCACUGUGUUGUUUUAAAUCUAUAAUGCUUACUGUAAACCUUAAUCUGGUGACAGAUGUUUCAAAUGUAAUCUUUAUAACUUUAUGUGCUUUAUGUGUUUAUCUUAGUUUUAUUGCUGAUGGCUAAACAGUAGAGUUGAACAAUAGGACUGGACAUUGGUUAUGUAAUGCAAAAGUGAUGUUGGAAAGUCCAACUUUAUACCAAGAGAUUCCAGUGACAACCCGAGGGAUUCAUUGGCACAAAGAUCUUCUUUAUGGUUGCAAAGUCCACAUUCAUCCAAAGUCUUUUUGUGUUUUUAACCUCAUGCACUGCAAGUUGUUCAACGCUUGUGUUAGCUGAAAUGCAGUCUGGAUGCUCUUUUUCCAGUCUAUGAAGUUCUGCUUCUAUUAUCUGGAAUAACACAGAGAAACCAAAUAAAUUUAGGUAGGCAGCUGAUGAUAUUGAAAAAUUUACAUCUUCAUCUGUUACAAACGUAAUUUUGGCCGCUUUUCUUCAAAGUACACAUUCAAUGAAAUCUGCUUAUUAAUAUUCAUGUCAACAAUGUUCAGUGGAAAUAAACAGUUUUGUACAUAUAGAGGCUGAAGUUAUGGAUUUUGAGUAGUACUGUACUUCAGAACAGUAUCUGGGCCAUAACUAGAGCGAUAAAUGGGGGGUGGAGUAUACUUGUGUUCUGCCCGACGGAUUUCUUUUGAAAGCGAUUGUUUUUACGGUAUGUGAACAUGAUUAUAUGAAUAUUCACCCCCCCUCCCAAUUAUCGCGUCUAGUUACGGCCCUGAACAGUACAGCAAUAGUUUUGGUUUUGCCACUUGAACAUUUUUAUUACAGUAUAGCUAUUUAUACUCUCAUGCAAUACGUUAAUGGUAUAGAAUUGAUUACACUGUAACUACAACACCAUACCAUAUCACUCAACCAUCCUGCAACAAACUUUGGCAAUUGUUUUUUUAUCUCGGCUUUAUCCUUCUUUUUCAGACGAUGUGGUGGGACUAUGGUGCAGAGAUUCCCUAAUGUCACUGGCACUGGUCCAUACGUAAGUAGGAUUUUAUUAAGGUUUUCUGUUGUUCGAGCCUUUAAAAUCCACUCAAAUGCUGUUCUGUAAAGUGAAAAGUCAAAUAAGUAAGUACAUCAUGUACUGCAAGUGGCGAUGUACAUGUGUUUCUGAUUUUCUGCUAUUUACAAGAAUAUUUACUCACACUUCAUUCACAAGUUUUUGUUUUCCAUCUACUUUGGCGAGAUUUGUGCUUGGAACCACCUAGAAUGUAAAUUAAGCAGAGUAAUAUAGUCUGUGUGAUAUGUAAUACGCUCUCCAAGUUUCUGAUUAACAUGUACAGUACAGUAAUUCACUGUCUGGCAUUUACCACUGUUGAAUUUACCACUUAUGCUGGAAUUACCUACUGUAUUGGUAAUUCAUGUCGAAUUAGAACGAUUUAUCCAGCAGCUCUAGGAAAUUGUUAAAUAAUUGCUAAUUAUGCGACGCAUUUUCUCACCUUACUUCUGUCUGUUGGACAUUUUCUCUUGGCCUUCCUCUCCUCAGUCAUAUUGGGGUGACCUUUCCUUUUCAAAGGGCAGGCUGGCUUUACUGGACCUUCCUCUUUUAUUUCAACAUUUACCUAAGAUAAAUAAUCAAGAAUGUUUAAAGUCUGUUUAAAAUGAUUAUAUAAAAAUAAGUUUGGCCACGUGUGUGAUAAUCUACAUCCUUUAGGGAAUUUCCUUUGACGUUAUACAGUCAACCUGAUCAGGUCAAUGAUCCCAUGCCAUCAAUUUUAAUGUCCCUAUAUAUAAUUUUACCUGGAACAUUUUUUUCAUCAUUUCCGCUUUUGCUCCUACACGUUGAGAGUAAGGAUGUGUCUUUUUUUGCUGUUUAGGUAGGUUGGAUAGGUGAUGCGAACUACUGUCCUUCUUCUUUUUCAAACGUAACUUUGCUAUCCUCUUUUCUUUUGCGGUUUUCUGCUUUUCCAGGAGCAGCCCAUGAUCAACAGGGAUUUUUGACUUCAUUACUGUUACUACCUCACUCAGAGAUGUAUUAAAAGCUCGAAGGAUCUCUGGAUCGUGAAUUAAAUAUGUCAAGUUCUUGGCAUCAAGCAAAGUUUCUCUGCAUUGUCGUGCAAUGGUAUUUAAGCUACUCUGGAUAAGCUGUGUAGGUUUUAAUACAUCCGUUGCAGGUGAUGUUUCAGAAGGAGUUGGACUUGUGCAUGGGUUGGGUGAAGGUAGGAUAUUGUCAUUCUCUUCCUUACAUGUAGUUGAAGCUGGGGUUAAAGGGCAAUCCUCGCUUGCUCCGUUAUUUCUUGCGACUGUAACAACGUGUUCGUCUAGGGUUAUAUGUGCUUGAUUUGUAUAGUGUGAUGAAAUUUUAUCAAAUCCCCAGUUGGGACAGUGUCUAAAAACUGCAAAGAAGUGCUUGCAUAACAGCCUUGAUUUCAUCCAGGGCAGGCAUUCACAACUUGGUGUAACUCCAGUCGUAAGACCAAAAUUAACCAUGUAGCAGGUGCUAGGUCCUCCUUGUACUUUAAAAAUUCCCAUAUCUUCCUUGACAUAUUCCACAGACGAAGCAGGAAUAUCUUCUGCCUCAGUUAUUUUUGACAUGCAGUGUUUAACAAAACUUCUUGGUCGAUUCAGGAGAUAUUUUGGUAUUGAGGAAUUAUACCGCCUGUAGUUCUCAUGACAGCGAACAUUUUUUUCGACGUACCUGUAAUUUUAUAGCAAAUGCUAUAUAAGUAAAUUGCAAGUUUGGCAGUACAAGCUGUGAUUGCCGAGGUAUUUCCUCUUGUACCCUAGAAAUCUAACCUUGCGGUGUUCAGUGGAGUGCCAACUGGACUAAUUUUGGAAUUUGCAAGACGUUUCUUACCCGAACAGUGUACUACAUGUUUAUGCAACACACUGUGAAAUUGUUUUUUGUUUUGAACUUCAUUUCCAUGCAGCUGAUAUAAAUAUACCCAGACUUACCCCAGUACCUUGACAUUUUGCCGAAAGACAUUUUGCCGAAAGACAUUUUGCCGAACGGACAUUUUGCCGAACGGACAUUUUGCCGACGGACGUUUUGCCGAACGGACGUUUUGCCGAACGGACAAACUUGCCGAAAAUAGAGAUGCUAUUUCGUCAAAAUGUUUGGGACUGUGCCUCAUUUCUCAACUUUGUAAUUCUCAACCAUUGUGUAAAAUAACCAUUAUAUGGUCAUUAGCAGUGCAUAAUGGGUUUAUUAGCAGUACAUAACCAUGUUGACUAUUGGUAGCUUGUUUGUGCAGCGGAUGACUCAUUUGCUAGGAGCGUGUUUUGACGUGAGGUCGUAAACAAACAAGCAUAUACAAAGACAACGACGUAGGCGAAUUUCACUUCGAUAAUCAUGGAAUACUGUACAUUCACAUGCAAUUCUCUGGGAAAUCGCAUUCAUCAAUGAUGUUGAAUGAUGUUAUUCUUUAUAUCGCGAAAUUUCGGUAAACUUGUCAAAAACUUGAAAGAAUAUAAAACGAAACUAUAUACUUCACUAUCAAAGUUUCUGUUAUCAAAAUCGACAAUGACUCUAAUCACAGAAAUUUUGAUCGUGUAAGCGAACCAACAAAGUUCAGAAGAUAUCUCUAUUUUGUCCGUUCGGUAAAAUGUCCGUUCGGCAAAACGUCCGUUCGGCAAAACGUCCGUUCGGCAAAACGUCCGUUCGGCAAAAUGUCCGUUCGGCAAAAUGUCCGUUCGGCAAAACGUCCGUUCGGCAAAACGUCUUUCGGCAAAAUGUCUUUCGGCAAAAUGUCUUUCGGCAAAGUGUCUUUCAGCAAAAUGUCCGGCCACCCUUACCCCAGCCUAUAUUUUGUACCGAGGAACUUGCACCACUACAGCAUACAGUAUGUAUGCGGUCUAAGAUAAGUGAAAUUUAGGCGAAUAAUUAAUUCUAAAUUGUACUUUCAAAUGUACCGUACCUUCUGUAUUUGUCUGGAAGGAAUUCUUCUACGAGGGAAGUAAGCAUACCACUGAGUGUUUUAUCUCGAUGUGUAGACAAGAAAUUGUACUUAAAGUCCUUAUUCUGUCUUUCUACUCCAUUGUUUUUGUAUGAAUGAACACACUUUCAUCAGAUUUACGAUAGAACCACACCCAACGCUGUCAAAGAUUUAGUUUUAUUUAUUUUUUACGAAUUGUGUCACAAGUGGCAGAUAAAUAAAUGCCCACAGACUUUAUCACUCAAUUAGGAGCUCCAUGAUUUACAACUGAAAGUAGUAUACAUUGUAUAAAAAUUAGGUUUACCACGAUAAAGACAGUAUAAAAAUUAACCAUGAUAGACAAUAGACCUAUAUCAUUGUAUUUAGUAGGUAAAUUACUUAAUAUUUUAUAUACUUUAUAUACCAAUACAUUACCUUGCAUUCUGACAACCAAGUUCUUGUGAACCAUCUUUGCAAUUUUCCAUUAGUUUUCCAUAUCUGCAACAAGUACAAUGCAGUAAUUGAUAAAAAUAAUUUAAAUACUUGUUGUCACAUUGCCAUUGCACAUAUACUGUACUGCACAUGUCACUGUAUAGGCAUACACAUAAUUAUACUACAUUUUGUUUCUCAUUAUGUUUUACCUCUAAUUGUUGUAGAUCAUUCAUGGCGGAAUUGUAA
Paramuricea clavata is the source of this 6688-nucleotide messenger RNA. The record is from the annotation of a GenBank genome assembly. NCBI's taxonomy places the organism in Eukaryota, Metazoa, Cnidaria, Anthozoa, Malacalcyonacea, Plexauridae.